AUGACCAUAAUAGUCUUUUUGAUCGACACGUCGGCCUCCAUGAAUCAGAGGGCAUAUUUGGGCGGGCGACCCACGCUUUUGGACGUAGCCAAGAGCGCCGUGGAGACUUUCGUGAAGGUAAGACAAAGAUCACCAGAAAGCCGUGGGGAUCGUUAUAUGCUCCUGACCUUCGAAGAUCCGCCCCAGAAUAUUAAGGCUGGUUGGAAAGAAAAUUUAGCAACAUUUAUGAAUGAGCUUAAAAAUUUACAAUGUAUUGGGCUGACAACAUUAGGUGCUGCUUUAAAACAUGCUUUGGAUGUUUUAAAUAUCAAUCGUAUGCAGACUGGUAUAGACACAUAUGGACAGGGAAGAUGUCCCUUUUACUUGGAACCAUCAGUAAUUGUUGUGAUUACAGAUGGAGGAAAAUAUACAACUAAUAGUGGAGUUAAUCAAGAUUUUACUUUACCAAUGCAUUCACCAAUACCUGGAUCCGAGCUAACAAAAGAGCCAUUUAGAUGGGACCAAAGAUUGUUUUCUUUGGUACUUCGAUUAUCUGGAACUCCAGCUGUUGAAAGAGAUACAGGUUUAGUAGCGAGUGAUUCAUCUCCCAUAGAUGCCAUGUGUGAAGUUACUGGAGGUCGUUCAUAUUGUAUAACAUCUUUUAGAAUGAUGAUGCAAUGUAUAGACUCUUUGGUACAAAAGGUUCAGUCUGGAGUAGUAAUCAAUUUCGAAAAAAUUGGUCCAGAUCCGCCACCCUUAAAUAACGAAACACAGCAUGCAGACGAUGAUGAAAACGAAGACGAAAAUAAUACAACGAACGGAACUCGAACGUAUCCUCCUAAUCCAACGGUACCAGGAAAUACAGCGUGGCAUUCUUGUAGAAGACUGAUUUAUGUUCCAAGAUCUGCUCAGAAAGGUUUCGCAGUUGGAUUCUGGCCGAUCCCUGAAAGUUUCUGGCCUGAUUUGAGUGCUAGUUCUUUACCGCCGAGAUCAGCACAUCCGAAUGUAAAAUUUACUUGUACAAGUCAAGAACCUAUGGUGAUAGAAAAUCUCCCAUUUGAUAAAUAUGAAUUAGAACCAAGUCCGUUGACACAGUAUAUAUUAGCUAGAAAACAACCGACGAUUUGUUGGCAAGUUUUUGUGGCUAACUCUUAUAAAUCGAGUGACGUGGGUCAUCCAUUUGGAUAUUUGAAAGCAAGCACUAAUUUAACUUGCGUAAAUCUAUUUGUCAUGCCUUAUAAUUAUCCAGUACUUUUGCCUUUGUUGGAAGAACUGUUUAAAGUGCAUAGAUUAAAACCAACGACUGAGUGGCGAACGCAAUUCCAAAAUUAUAUGAGAACGAUGCCUACUUAUUAUGCAGCAUCCCUUAGGAGAGCUUUAACUAGAAUGGGUGCACCUGCACCAUUAGCACAAACAUUAAUACCUGAUAAUAUGGAUAAUUCAUUGUCCUAUAGUGUCUUAAACUAUUUAAAACGAUUAAAAAAUCAAGCAAAAAUUGAAUUUGACAGACUAUGUAAUGAAGUUCUUUCUAAGCAACUUGCUACUGCCAAUAUGACAAAAAAUUUAGUAAAUGGUAGUACAACAGUAACAGAGGGUGUGAGAGUUAUUCCUAGAACCCCAUUAAAAAAGGAUUUGGUACCACAUCCAUUAUUACAAGAUAAAUUUACUGGAUUGAGGGAUCAAUUAAAUGAAUUUGGUGGUUUUGUAGUUGGAUUAGUUAGAAAUCAACAACGCGGUGCGCAUAGCUAUAGGAAUGCAUUCGAUGUUCCACGGAAAUCUCUAUUAGAUCAAGUUGUUAGAAUGCGUGCCAAUUUUCUACAACCUGGAUUAUUGCAUACAAAAUUACUUGAUGAUGACUAUGUUCAUUCAAUGCCUUUAGCACAAAUGGGAAAUUAUCAAGAGUAUUUAAAACGUAUGACUCCACCAUUGAGAGAAAUAGAAAGUGCUCCAGUUAGACAACAUAUGUUUGGUAAUCCAUUCAAAAUAGAUAAAAGAAUGAUGGUCGAUGAAGCGGACAUUGACAUGGUUGGUGCAACAUCUUCAACCUCUAAGGGUGGUCUUAAACGUACCUUACCUACAUCGGACGGAGGAGGGUCGCUUGCUUCAAAACCACCGCCAAAUAAACGAAAACCGGGUCCAAUUCCUAAGGACGUAGUUAUACGGAGACCGUCGUAUACACCUACGAAUACUCCACCCAGUUCGCCGGUACCAUGGGUUGAUGAUACAAAAAAUCAAGUGACCCCAACUGCCGACUCAAAUCAAGUUUCAUCAAAUAUAAUAAACUCUCUACCUAGUGUAUCAAAUGCGCCGUGUGUGAAUUCGCCGGAGAAAUUAGUAAAUGGCCUUACAGAAAUGCCAACGAUACCAGUUUUUGAACCAAUUCCAGUGGAGCAUACUAACAAUCAUAUGGAUGCUCCACCAACUUUAACACCGGUAGUUAAUAACAUUGACACAUCUAACAGCGAAGUAAAAACUGAAAAAAUGGAAAAUGUUAAAAAUGAGUGUAACAAACUACCUCCUAAUGAUUGUGUUGAAAAUAGUGUGAAAGUCGAAAAUUCGCUUGAUGAACGGUUAUCUAAUCAUGUCGAAGAAAAACGCGAGCCCAAAAUAGAAAAAGACAAAGUCUUGACAAAAAAAGAAUUGGAAGAUAUUAGAAGACAUAAUUUAUCCGUUCGUGAACUUGUAUAUAAAGAAGUGCGAAGAAGAGGUACAAAUUAUGCAACACUAUUUUCACAUUUACACCAAAUUCAAGGGACUCUAGAUAUACGACUUGCAUUUUUACGAGAUAUUGUGAAAGAAUCGUUACGAUUUAAAAGACGUAAUUUGGCAUCGUUACUAGAAGAAUAUUUGAAAACUGUACAAGAUGAUAACUGGACUAUAAACCAUAAGAUGAAUCACAAUGGUGCCACAAAAAUAAGUUAAGAAUUGCAUAAUCGGGGCAUUAUUUUGAUAACAAAAAUAAGAAUUCAGUGAACGAUGCAGAAAGUAUAAAAGGGAUACAUGGUACCCCAAUAAAAGCAAGUCGUACAUCUAUAAAGCGAUAAGCGUAUUAGCGUUUAAGGAUGUAUGUUGCCAAGGCACGUGAAGUGAUAAUAAUUGUUAAAUCUAAUGAAAGAAAAUAGCAUUCUGUACGUCAACCAAGGAGAUAUGGUUUU
This is a messenger RNA of Eufriesea mexicana, 3134 nucleotides long. RefSeq names its product integrator complex subunit 6 (gene IntS6). Gene Ontology annotation, biological process: snRNA 3'-end processing. Gene Ontology annotation, cellular component: integrator complex. The transcript has 9 exons. Lineage: Eukaryota; Metazoa; Arthropoda; Insecta; Hymenoptera; Apidae. The record is from RefSeq and is a predicted model, not a curated record. The coding region runs from base 1 to 2901 and encodes 966 amino acids.